Molecule: messenger RNA, 1639 nt
Organism: Echinops telfairi (small Madagascar hedgehog)
Lineage: Eukaryota; Metazoa; Chordata; Mammalia; Afrosoricida; Tenrecidae
Gene: ANKRD60
Product: ankyrin repeat domain 60
Exons: 4
Coding region: 1-1002 (333 amino acids)
Molecular function (GO): protein binding
Source: RefSeq, a predicted model, not a curated record
AUGAGCUCGCGCUCCGGGCCUGCGGAACGCACUGCCGGCCCUGCCUCGGGGCGCGGCCGAAGGGCCGGGGGCCUGGACAGCACGAUGGCGACCCCAGAGCGGGCGCGAGCAGGGCGCGGCGCAGGCGGCACCGGCCCUCCACCUGGCACCUCAUCGCCCCUGGCCCGAGCACGUGCUGGGAAGCCGAAGCUCAGCCGCACCUCGCGGGCCUCUCGGGCCGGGAGCCCCUUGCAAGACCAGGACCCCGAAAUCUUCACCCUGCGGGUGCGCCUGGAAGAAACCGGGGAGAUGUUCCGCGUGGCCAACUGUCGCAGCGACAUGACCGUGCGGGAAUUCAAGGAGGUGCUGGACCUCAUGGUCGGCAUCCCCUUCAACCUUCAGCGGAUCCAGUACCUGGACCAAGGAGUUUUGAUGGAUGACGCCACAUUAAGGUUCCACGAUGUGGUCCCCGGUGGGAUUGUUUCAUUGUGUAUCUGGCAUUAUGAUGGAUGGACGGAGCUGGUUUUGGCGUCGGUGGAAGGGGACCCCAGUAAGUUACGGUGUCUAGGGAUCACCGAAGAGUCCUUCUACCGAACAGCUAACUCCGAGCACUUCACAGGCAAGCGGUGGAAGAGCUGGACGUCUCAAAGAGCCUUCGUGGCUUUGUACAUUGCGUCCCACAGAGGCCACGUGGACACCGUGCAGUACCUCCUGGAGCACGGCGCCAACCCUUUGAGCAAGACGCCCGUGGGCCGGACGCCCCUGCACGUGGCUGCAGCCAUGGGCCGGCUGGACUGCAUCAGUCUCCUGUUGGACGCGGGCUCCUCCAUCAACACCAAAGACGCCAAAGGGGAGACCCCCAUCAACAUCGCCCACCGGCUAGGCCGCAGGCAGGGCGAGAGGCGCAUGUACCUCAUCCACUGGAUGGCCAAGUCAGGGGCCAAGGGGUCGGUGGGUGGAGGGGCCAAGAAGGUCCAUCGAGGCAAAGCCCUGUCGGCCACCAAGAAGCAGUCCAAAGCAUAGUCCCUGUGGGAGUGCUUGUCUGGCUGCAGCGACACUGGCUCUGAUCAUCUCUUGAGCAGGCAAACAUGCGGUGGGUCUGCGUCAGACACGCAGUGGCCUGCCCUGAUGGCAGGACUCCAGGAGUUGGUGGUCUGGGCCGGUGUUCCGGUCUCUAGGGGUCUAUCCCAAAUCCAAACCAAACCCACCAGAGUCCCUUCUGGUGCACAGCGACCCCGCCCCACAGAGAGGAACUGCUGCCCAGACUGUCAAUCUUGCCUGGAGCAGACAGCCUCGCCGCUACCUUGGAGCCACGGGUGGUGUCGAACUGCCCACCUUGUGAACAGCCAACAGGGCUCCUGGGGAGUCUGUUUAAGAUAUGGAGCACUCCCUGCCAGCAAGGCGAUUCUGACACGGAGCUACUGGAGCCCUGGUGGUGUAGUGGCUUAGGUGCUAGGCUGCGAGCUGCAAGGUUAGCAGUUCGACACCACCAGCCACCCUAUGGGAGGAAGAUGAGGCUUGCUUCCCUUCAACACGGCCGGCCUUGGAAAUGCACGGGGGCAGUUCUAUUGUGUCUUUGGGCUCGGGAUGAGUGUGAGGGUCACGAGGGCCCUUCAUUCCGAGCUACGUCUGUGCCCGUCCCGCAGGGCUGCCUGAGCGA